Molecule: messenger RNA, 1481 nt
Organism: Vicia villosa (hairy vetch)
Lineage: Eukaryota; Viridiplantae; Streptophyta; Magnoliopsida; Fabales; Fabaceae
Product: thioredoxin-like fold domain-containing protein MRL7, chloroplastic
Exons: 4
Coding region: 254-1339 (361 amino acids)
Biological process (GO): chloroplast organization; regulation of DNA-templated transcription
Cellular component (GO): chloroplast stroma
Source: RefSeq, a predicted model, not a curated record
UGGUUAUCACAGAAAGCAACGAGCGAGGAGGGAAAAGGCAAGUACUCCAUUCAAACAGUUACAACUACAAUCCAUACAAGGUAUAUAUUGCUUCAUUCUUUCAUCAGUAACUUCUGUUUCCACUUGUUUUCACUUUCAUACCCAGAUUAAAGAAGUGUUUAGUUUAUCUAUUCAGUUCAACGAGAUUUUGUGUUCCCUCGUAUUUUGAACACCACCUGUUUGUUAAAAUAACCCAAUUGGCUGAGCCACCAAAAUGCUAAUUCUCCAAACUACUAUUGUGCCUGGAACCUUCUCACCUCUCCGUACAACAAAAUUUGAUACAUGUUUCUUGUCUUGUUCCACUAUAUCCACCCAUCACAUUGUAAAGCCUAUUUCAAUAUCAUGCUCAGUUUCAACAAACUCUAGUUCUAAACCUGAACCCGAGUCUAAUCGUAGCUCCAAACUAAGAGCAAAAAACAAGGGGAAAAGUUCCAAACCUGAAGAUGAUAUAUCUGUUAAUAAGGAUGGUGGAAAUUCGAAGGAUAUCUUCCCAACAAUAAUUCCAAGGAAGCCUAAGCGCGGUCGUAAAAGUGAGGCCAUGAAAGUGGAAGAUUUUGUACGCGAUAGGUUGGAGAAAACUUUUGCUGCAAUUCGGCAGCAAAAUGAGGAUGCUUUGAAGAAUCAUAAUAAUAUAAUGAAGGACGGUGUUGGAGAUGAUGCUAAAUCAAAACGCGUUGAUGAUGAUAGUGAUGAGGAGGAGGAUGAUAGUGAUGAGGAGGAGGAAGAAGAUGAAGAGGGAGAAGUUGGUGAAAAGGAGAUGGUGAUUGAGGAAGAAAGUGAGAGUUGGCCAUUGGAUACGGAUGUUGGGUGGGGAGUUAGAGCUUCUGAGUAUUUUGAGAAGCAUCCAAUUAAGAAUGUUGUGGGAGAUGAUGGUGUUGAAAUUGAUUGGGAAGGGGAAACUGAUGAUAACUGGGUGCAGGAGAUCAAUUGUUUGGAAUGGGAGAGUUUUGCUUUUCAUCCCAGCCCUUUAGUUGUACUUGUCUUUGAACGCUAUAACAGGGCAAGUGAUAACUGGAAAAAUUUGAAAGAGCUAGAGAAAGCAAUAAAGGUGUACUGGAGUGCUAAAGAUCGGUUACCUCCCAGGGCGGUUAAGAUUGACAUUAACAUCGAGAGAGACUUAGCUUAUGCCCUCAAAGUUCGAGAAUGUCCACAAAUUUUAUUUUUACGGGGCAACAAGAUGGUGUACAGGGAGAAAGAACUCAGAACUGCAGAUGAACUGGUUCAGAUGAUUGCAUUUUUCUAUUACAAUGCUAGGAAGCCUGCAUGGAUAGAUGACAAGGCCUUGUAUUUACGAUAUUAAUUGUUUUUUCAGGAUUAUCACACGAUCCUUGUUGCGUAGCAAUUCUAUAUUAAGAUAAUGAUGAAAUGAAAUAUAUAAAACUAGAUAUGUAUCAAGAUUAUUAUUCAUCAAUACAAAUAUAUAAAACUAUUCAAACGUAGAA